Xiphophorus couchianus (Monterrey platyfish) is the source of this 3995-nucleotide messenger RNA. RefSeq names its product src-related kinase lacking C-terminal regulatory tyrosine and N-terminal myristylation sites (gene srms). The transcript has 8 exons. Gene Ontology annotation, biological process: protein phosphorylation. The record is from RefSeq and is a predicted model, not a curated record. Gene Ontology annotation, molecular function: ATP binding; protein tyrosine kinase activity; protein binding. Lineage: Eukaryota; Metazoa; Chordata; Actinopteri; Cyprinodontiformes; Poeciliidae. Bases 381 to 1889 code for a protein of 502 amino acids.
CUCCUCCUCCUCGGAUGUUGUGCGGAGCGCCAAACCCGAACCUCUUUACGCACCGUUCCGCCUCACCUUCAGCGUCACCUCUGCGCCUCUUCAGCCGCGCUGAAUGGAUUAGCCUCCGGGAGCCAUGCGGUACCGGCACCGAGCCCCCGCAGCGACCCGAGCCGCUUCGGAUGGAGGAGAGUCCGGUUUCCGCAUUCCCGCAGCCGCCGUGCGCACUGCAGGCGCGGAGCGAAGAUCCAUGAUCUCAACAGAAAAGGAAACCGGUUCGUCCGGCUCGGCGGGCCGCCCCGCGCUGCGGAUUCAUUGUUACGUUCCCGGCGGACGGAGAGGCUGCUGACUGUGUGUCUCAGGCCCGGUUCGGAGCUCCUUCAUGACCCGGGAUGGAGAACUGCUGCCGCGCCUGCUGCCCCUGCUUCUCCCGGCUCUGGAACUGGUUCUGGCCGGCUCCCCGCUACCCGCCCGUCCCGAACCUGGUCAUCGCCAACCCGGGGGCCCGGUCGGAGGAGAUCCGCACCGUAUCGGGGGACAUCCGCGCCCCGUCGCCCAAGAAGCGGCCGGUGCAGCUGUACGCGGCGCUGUACGACUUCCAGGCCCGGAGCGACGACGAGCUGUCGGUGAAGGAGGGAGACAAGCUGUCGGUGAUCGAGAAGCGGGGCGACUACGUGCUGGCCAAGAAGCUGACGGGAGCGCCGCAGUCCGGGCUCAUCCCGGCCAACUACGUGGCUCUGCUGCAGGACGAGUUCGCCAAACACAAGUGGUACUACGGGAACAUAAACCGCGUGAAAGCAGAGAAGCUGCUGCUCGCUUCCCAAAACAAAGAUGGCGCCUUCCUGGUUCGCAUCAGUGAGAGUCACAGCGAUGAGUACACGGUGUCUGCGCGGAGCGAGGGGAAGGUUUUCCACUUCCGGGUGCAGCGCUCGGUGAUCGGAGCGUACUUCGUCUCAGAUAAGCUGUCGUUCGCCACGCUGGGCGAGUUGAUCUCCUACUACCAGAAGAACCCGCGGAGCCUCGGGGUGAGCCUGGUGGAGCCGUGUGCCCAGCAGCGGGAACUCUUCGACAUGGAGCCUUGGGAGAGACCGCGGGAAGAGUUCCAGCUCCACCGCAAACUGGGAGAAGGAAACUUUGGGCAAGUAUGGGAAGCCAUUUGGACCAAAGAGAACCGGAAAGUGGCCAUAAAGAUGCUGAAACAAGAGGACACGAAGCAGGACGAGUUUGUGAAGGAGGUCCAGGCGCUGAAGAGCCUCCACCACCCGAAGCUGAUCCAGCUGCUGGCCAUGUGCUCCAGAGGGGAACCCGUCUACAUCGUCACCGAACUCAUGAGCAAAGGAAGCCUCAAGUCCUACCUGGACUCUGAAGAAGGAAAGCUGCUGAAAACGGCUCAUCUCAUCUACAUGAGCGGCCAGAUCGCAGACGGUAUGGGCUACCUGGAGGACAGACACAUCGUCCACAGAGACCUGGCCGCCAGAAACAUCCUGGUGGGAGACGACCUGAUCUGCAAGGUGGCGGAUUUCGGACUGGCUCGGAUAAUUAAGGACAGCGUGUACACUGCCAGCAGAAACACAAAGAUCCCGGUACGGUGGACAGCGCCUGAGGCGGCGCUGCACCAACGCUUCUCUGUCAAAUCAGACGUCUGGUCGUUUGGCGUGCUUCUGUAUGAGAUGAUGUCACGCGGGAAAAUGCCGUACGAAGGAAAAAGCAAUAAGGAGGUGAUGGACAUUUUGAAAUCGGGGCAUCGGCUGGGCUGUCCCGACCGCUGCCCUCCCAAUAUUUACCGGAUCAUGAAGGACUGCUGGCACACCGACCCGACCCAAAGGCCGUCGUUCCACGCCCUGCAGAACCAGCUGGACGCCAUUUAUCAGCGCAUUUAUUACAAAACCGUGGAGGUUUAGAGGCGAACGUCGGUCUUCCUCUGCUGGCUGGGAACCUGCACAAACGGCAGGAAGUGGCGAGGCGGAGCGAUGAGGACCGUUCCUCUCCGUGUUUCUGUUUGGGAAAAUGAAGCAGCGCAGCGACCCAAACCAACAUGGAGGACAAACUGCACAGAAACCCAGCGGUAUUUUAGAGAACGGAGUCUGUAAAUACACCAGAGAAACUCCUCAAACUGUUUUUAAACUCCACUCUUGUGUUUUAGAGGCUGUAAUAAUGGAAAUCGUCGGUAUGUGCCAUGCUGGACGUCCUGAGCCUGAAGGGGGAAUGUUACGGUUUCACUUCUGUUUCCGAUGCAAAACAAGUCGUGAAAAUGGAGAUUUUGUGCAAUAAUUAAAUGAAAGCUGAAUUUUUAGCCACAUUAGACUAGAGAAAGGGAAAUUAAUUAGUUUCUUAGCUUGACUCUUCCUGCUCUUGAGCUAAAUAUCUUGAAGAAAAGGUUCGGUUUGCUGUUAAAUGACUGUUUGUUUUCAUCAAACCGCAUCCAGACGUAACGAUCGCUGAAACCUGCGUCUCCUUUACAUUAAAGAGAUCAGGAAUAAAAUGUACGGAAAAUAACAAGUCUUCCUCUGCUAAGAGUUUGGUUUAAAGAUCAGCGACAGCGCAUCUUAAAUUUAAAUGUGCAUUUAUUUUUGUUUAGCUUAGCUUGGCUAGCAGCCUAAGGAACGUAGCCGUAGUUAGCCUCCCAGCUAGCCCCUAACUUAGCUCCAAUGCUAAAUCCUAUAGCGCAUGUGGAGGAGCUCAGUAGCUGCGUUUCCAUUAAAAAUAUGCACAAAACUUUGUCAAUAAUCAAUAAUGCUGAAAAAAACACAACUGUGGUGUUUUCAUUAAAUCAAAUCAGAAUUAAAAUCACAAGUGAAUAAGUUUGUUCACGUGAUAAUUCACUUAAAGACGUGCUCCUCCGUCUACUUCCUGUUUCUCUUCUUCAUGGUUUCUGUCAGUGGUAACAUCUGGUUGUUGAUCAUGUGACUCGUGAUGCGAAAAAAUUGUUUCCAUUGCAGUUUUGUGAAAUAAACAAAUUUAAAUACAGCUGAAAAAAAUCACCUCAUCCUAGCAACAAAACGUUUUAUCGCUUCAUGGCAUGUCUCUAUUAAGCGAGUUAAUUUUAGAAAUAUAAAAUUGUGCGUUUAUGCGGUGAAUGGAAACGCAGCUACGGUUUGAGGUUUAGCUUGAAUUUCUGCUUGUUGGCUUACAACUGUUUGCAGCGCUAAAAUCUGAAAUCUCCAGUUUUUCUGCAGUAACAGGCUGAAAUCCUGCGGCUGAAUCCUCCAGGUGGGACCAGGGUUCUUAUUUAUCAUGCACUUAAUGUUUACUGUUACUGAGUUAUUGUUUUGAAGCUAGGGAGCAUGCCAGCUUGCUGUGUGGUUUGGUACAUGUAGUCCUUAGCACAGUUAGUGUAGCCUGCUGCAUUUAGACCCAAACUGAUUCUCUGACAUGGGCUGAAAUAUUUAAUGUUCAGAGAAAUGACUUGUGCUCCAGUGCUGCUCUCAGGACAGACUGUAAGAAGAUCUAUUUUUGUAUUUUUGUUUGUGCACUUCUCUGCGCUUCCUGGCUUUUAAACAGUUUAUGGAGGCUCGGCUACAUUUUACAAAUCUAAAGCAUCCUAACGAGAGCAUUUUUAAAAUGCUUUUUUUAAUCAGCACAAGAUGAACUUGAAGCGCUUGAAAAGCCACUGGAGCCCGGUGCCAACAGUCCAGGCCUUAAGCUCUUCUGACGGGCCAAACUGAUGUCCAGUAACAACUAGUGCCUACGUUUACACUGCGGACUGAACACAAAGCUAACCAACGACACACGAGCUACAGGACGGACAUCUGGACUCGCAGCACUUUCUGUCCGGUUUUCUUUAUUUGAAGCACAUAAAACUGUAAACAAAUCUUGCAACUUGCAAUGCAAUUUGUGAAUGAACCAAUUUUGUGUGUUUUUAUGCAUGAUGUUUGCAGCAGACGGAGCCAAGUUCAGGAAACUUGAGCCAUAAUCACCAAAUUAUGAGUAUGUUUGUAUUUAUGGCUGUUUGUGUUCUGGUACCAAACACAAGUUAUGCAAAAAAUAAAAUAUUUUAAGUAUUGUUU